GUUAUGACCGCGUAGGACGGCCAUCUUCCCUAAAACACAAACAACAAGAGCGUACCAGACAUCAACACGCAGCGACCGUUGGAGAGGGAGAGAGAGAGCUAAAAAACAGUAAAAACGGAGCGGGAUUCUCGAGGAGGCGCACAGAACACAAACAACUGCACAUGCAUCCGAAGUGAAGAUCGUCGAGUUUGACGGGGCGACUGGACAGAGAAAUCGCAUCGACAGCUCCAGAAAUACGAUAAAGGAGGGAGAGGGAUUGUCGGCGUGAGGAGGGGGUCACCAGCUGGGACCUGGUCCAUACAGAUUUGACAGAAAGAGUUCGAAAGACACACACAAAUAGAGAAAGAGAGAAGCUUAUUGGGGUCAUAACUGCUUCUGGCAGCUGAAUUAUCAACAAGUUUGUCUCUUUUUUUUCCGUCUCUUUGUCUGUUUUGUUUGUUUCCUGUAGUCGAUCGACUUUAGACGUCAGUAUCAAAGCUCUGCAGUUUUUGCAGUCCAACAGGUAUUACUCAUUUUAGGGGGGUUUGAUUUCUUUUUUUGUUUGUUUGUUUUGUUUUCCAUUUGCUUUUAUUUUUUUGUUUUCAUCGGCUUUGAACAAGAGAGCUCUUACCGUGUCGGACCUUUUCUGUUUCUGCUCUCCUGCACACACACCCUGAAGAAGGCAGCUAUAGCCCUACUCUCUCUUAAGUUGGCUACACUGAAACACACACACACCUACACACACCUUUCAACCCUCUCACCCAGACCUGGUCCAGCCUUUGCCUGCGCUACUCCCCCGGACAGGACUUUCACCUCUGAGAAGGAAGGAAGAAUAUGACUGCUGAAACACUCAACUUUGGCCCAGAAUGGCUCCGUGCACUUUCCAGUGGAGGCAGUGUGUCUUCCCCUCCUGCCUCUCCUGCUAUGCCAAAGUACAAGUUGGCCGAGUACCGUUAUGGCCGAGAGGAGAUGCUAGCACUUUAUGUCAAAGACAACAAGGUCCCUGAAGAAAUGCAGGAUAAAGAGUUUGCUGCUAUUCUACAGGAUGAGCCUCAGCUGCCACUGGCACUGUUGCCUCUCACUGAAGAGGAGCAGAGGAACUUCUCCAUGUCUGUCAACAGUGUGGCUGUGCUGAGGCUUAUGGGUAAGGGUGGCGGGGCCGCCCCUGCUGGGGUGAAUCGAGGCAGAGGCACUGUGAGAGGCGGUCGAGGUCGAGGGAGAGGAGAGGGCGGUUUCUACCAAAGAAGCAGUGAGGAAGUAGAGGGCGGUUUUGGUCGUAGCGCUCGAGACAUCCAUCGCAGUCAGAGCUGGGAUGACAGAGGUGAGAGACGUUUUGAGAAACCUCUGCGGAGGGAAGGUGUGCGUCUGGGUUUCGAGGAAGUGGGUCCGGGUGGCAGAAAGGAGUUCAUGCGCUCUGAUAGCGACAACUGGCGCAUCCUGAGAGAGGAGCAGGAGGAGGAGGACACAGGAGAGACUGGAAACAGCUGGAGACUCACUGGCGCACGAAGAGAUGAUGCUGGUCCUCGCUCCGCCGGUUGGCGCGAACACGCUGGUCCGGGUGAAGUUCGCCGCAGGAAGUUUGACUUCGACUUCCGGGAUGGAGGGAAUGAGGGAGGCAGACGGAGAACAGGCAGCGAAGGAGCAGAGGAUGAGAGAGAUGGUCUGCCGGAGUGGUGCACAGAUGAGGAAGAUGGAGAAAUGGGAACUUUUGAUUCUUCUGGAGCGUUCAUGUCUCUUAAGAAGGGCCCGAAAGACCCAAUUCCAGAAGAGGAGUUUGAUUUCCAGGGAUUGGAGGAUGAGGAAGAGGACUGUGCUGAUCAAGAGAAGAAAAAUGGCACAUGUGCUGAAAAAAGCGAGAAAGAUGGCACUGACUCUGCUCCAGUGUCUGAAACUGAAGUGAAACCGAUUUCUCCUUCCCCUCCCUCUCCUCUCCCUCAGUCUCUUUCUGCUCCUGUCACUGAGACUGUGCCCUCUAUUGCCCCCUCUGGCCUGGAGGAGCCUCAACCUGCCCCCUCCAUUCCCAACAAACUACCAAGUGAAGUGUUAUCAGAGGCCAUGCUUGAUUUGAGCCCCAGUGCCUCCUCCAGUCUGCCUUCAUCGCCUCCCUCUUCGUCCUCUGCUGCUACUGACCUCCCACCACCGGGGGGUGAUAUCGAGGAUGAUGAGGGCAUGAAGCACCUGCAACAGGAGGCAGAGAAGAUGGUGGCAGCGCUCCAGGACACAUCUCUAGAGGAAGAGUGUUUCACCCAGACUCUUCAGGAGAGCAGAAACACGGCCUCUGCCCUUCCUCUCUCCCAUGACUCUGCCAUGAAAUGGUUUUAUAAAGACCCACAAGGAGAGAUUCAGGGUCCUUUCAGUACAGUGGAGAUGUGUGAAUGGUUUCAGGCGGGGUAUUUCGCCAUGAACCUGCUUGUUAAACGUGGUUGUGAUGAGGGAUUUCAGCCGCUGGGAGAAGUCAUUAAGAUGUGGGGGCGUGUGCCUUUCGCCCCUGGCCCCUCCCCUCCGCCCCUCCUGGUGAGGAAGCAAGCCGACCUUCGCCCUCACCCACCCCGGGGGCCAAUCGGUAAUAUGGAUCAGGAGCGGCUGAAGAAGCAGCAGGAAUUAGCGGCUGCCACGGCUCUUUACCAGCAACUCCAGCAACAGCAGCUGUUCCAGCUCAUCAACAGGUGUGGAGAGCAGGGUAUGAUGCCUUCGUUAAACAGGUCGAUGUCAGUGCCAGAUACAGGGUCCAUGUGGGACAUGCAUACCUCAGCCUCACAGCCAGCAGGCGGUGAGGCCAGUCUAUGGGACUUAAUGAAUUCUUCAACUCAGGGUCCAAUUCUAGAACAGCUUCAGAAGCUACAAGAGAGAAGAGAAGCUGAACUCAGGGCCAAGCGUGAGGAAGAGGAAAGAAAACGGAGGGAUGAAAAAAGGCGAGAAGAGCAGAAAAGGAGAGAGGAGGAGGAGCUUUACAGGCGUAAACAGCAGCAGGAUUUGCUGAUGAAGUUGCUCCAGCAGACUCAGCGUCAGGGUUCCUCAGGCUCCGGGUCGAGCUGGAACGGAGGAUCCAUCCCUGGGCUGGGAAAGCAGACCAAGCCCCUCAACCUCCUGGAUGUCCAGCAGGAGGCUGAGAGAAUGCACAAACAACAGCACAGAGUCCAGCAGCAGCAGAGGUGGGGGGAUGCCUCUUCAUUGUGGGGAGCGGCUGGAUCUUUGGAUGGAAAGGUGGGUGGUGGAAGCCCCUCUGGAGGAGGGAUGGGAGUCUGGGACGAGGCCCUCAAGAACCAGAGCACACAUCGCAACAACAUGGGCCUGAAGAACAGCCGCAGCAGUCCCUCAUUGAGCGAGCAGUACAUGAUGAGAGGCCGUAAACACACUGAGGAGGAGGAGCGGCUGUUGAAGCUCCUGCAGGGGAUGAAGUCUCAGGAUGGCUUCACCACCUGGUGUGAACAGAUGCUGCAUGCUCUCAACACCUCCGCCAAUAACUCCUCCUCUUCCCAGGAUGUGCCUACCAUUGUGGCGUACCUGAAGGAGGUGGAGUCCCCGUAUGAGGUGUUGAACUUUAUCUGCUCCUACCUGGGUGAUACUGUUGAAGCCAAAGAGUUCGCCAGACAGUUCCUGGAGCGCCGUGCCAAACAGAAAGCUAACCACCAGAGACAGCAGCAGCAGCUCUCCAAAGAGAUGGCUGGACUUAGCAUGAACAACAUCCCUCUGCAGGAUAACCUACGUGGAAUGAACCCCAGUGCCCUGCAGUCGAUGUUUUCUGGGAAGGGGGGUGUGGUCUAUGAUCAGGCAGCAAAGCUGAAGAAGAAACAGCCCACGAUGCUGCACUCUGACCCAAGCAUCUUAGGGUACUCAUUCCACGGUGGCCCUGAUCGGUAUGGUCUGAACGAGAUGGAGAUGGUGGAGGAUUACUGAAUCCACAGCAAUAGCUUCACGAGGCCUUUAAACCCGCGGGUCCACCUAAUCAGACUCCGCAAGUCCAAUGUGCACUGCUUUGAGGGAGAGGGGUUUGGGGAUAAGCCAGGAGUAAGGGAUCAGUUUAGGGGCGGGUGGGUUUUGCUCUGGGAAUAGAAGAAUGUAAUUCAACAGGGAAGGGGAGCAGGUGUGAAUUUAUUUUUGUGUGUGUGUUUUCGGGGGAUGGGGUGGGGGGAGUGAUAAAGUUCUGGCACUUACAGCAUUAAGCACCUUACACUCAGACUAAUGCACUUUAUUAAGAUAGUUGUUUUUUUUUCUUUUUUGAGAAGAUUUACUUGUAUAUUUAUGUGGUAUGCUUCAGAAAUGCUACCACAUAUAUAUACUGUGUGUGUGCGCGCAUGUGUGUUGAAUCAGAACUGGAGUUUGUGCUGGGAGGAAAUGGUGGCGAUUGGGGGACCAUUGUGUGUUUCAGUUCAGACAUUAUCAGAAAAACAGAUCCUCUCUUUAAAGACAGACACUGUUGUUUUUUAUAUACUUAUAUAUAUAAAGUUUCUAUUAAAAAACGUAAAGAUAUUCAAAAAAAAAAAAAAACUUUGAUUAUAAAACUUGAAGAUUUGCUCUCAAAUAAAAUGCAAGUUUAAAAAGAAAAAAAAAAGCGUUAGACAUAAUAGAGAUGAAUAUUUUUGUGAUCGUGUGUAUGUCUAUACACGCAUGUUUGUUUGAGAUGAACGAGAGAGUGUGUGUGUGUGUGCGUGCGUGUGAGCGUUUAAAACAUACCAGUCUGCACAAUGUAUUUUUUUUAAAUCGCUUACUUAGACGUAUGAUCAAAACAGGCCAUUUCGUCAUACAGAGUGAUUUUGCUUUUCUUUUUUUUAUGAACUGAAUGUGUGAAUGUGAAUGCUUGUGUACAAGAGGAACUGUGUGUAUUACUCCUCUUGUAAAUGUGCAGUAUGUGAACGAACGAAUGAAUGAAAGAAAGACAGAAAGAGGGGGGCAACGGCACAACACAUCCUCUUUCACCAGCCCUUCCAUUCCCCAACAAAGAAACCUCUAGAUUCAAACACAAAAGCUUUAGCCCAUUUUACGCCAACCAGCACUCUUUAGUUUUUAUGGUGGGGAGUGCAAGAGACGUCUGUUUUCCUGCCUCCGCUGCUUCAUCUUUGCCUCUGUGAGGUUUAAGAACGUGUCGUUAGCAUCAUUGUUUUGUUUGUGUCUUGUUGACGAGCUCAAUCUUGUAUACCUUUAGGAAAUGGUUACUUGUGGUACAUACAUUGCAUCGUGUGUGUGUGUGUGUGUGUGUGUUUCUGUCCCCACAUGUGUGCCUAAGAACUAAAGGGCGAAUGAUUAGACGUCAUUGCUGCCAUUGAGACAUUAUUUUUUAGCAAAGGGGCGUGGUUUCCUUUGGAAGGCUCCGCCCCCACAUGCCUCCCAUGCUUAUGAACCAAGAGCCUGUCUCUGUACAGUUCUAUUGUAGCCUGGGGAUGCUUGAAUGAAAAAUGUUUGAUAUUUGGAGGAUGUGACCUAACAUUGCCUUUCUGUCCACUCUCUUGCUCUCGAGUGACUGAGGUUUUGACCAUUUCUGGCUGAAAAAAAAAAAAAGAAGAAAAAAAAAAAGAUCGCAACAAACUGUGCAAGUGCACUCAGCGGUGCACAAAAUGUUUGUAUAUUUUGUUACUUGUUCAUUGUUGUUGUCGACGACAAUGAUGGUGAUUUAUUUUUUCUUUUAAUAUUAUAUAUGAUUAUAUAUGAAUCUAUGAAUAGAAGCAAAGUAUUGGACUACAAAAGGAAGAGCACCUGGGGCUGCUACUUGUUUUUUUUUUUUAGUUUAGAAAAUUAUCCUUGGAUUUUUUUUUUAGUUGCCACCAUGUGAAGUGCAUUUGUGUACUUAUUUUUCUUCUUAUAAAAAAAAGAAAUGUUGAAUGUAUUCCAAAAAUGUAACUGUGUCAAUUGAGUUGCUCAACACAGGAUAUUAAAGCGUAAUCAGCGGGACAUCAUCAGGAGCGAAAUCGAAAACACACUGCCUCUACAAUCCUGUUCAUACAGACUUUGACUAUGAAAAUGAAAACUUAAAAGAUAUUCUAUUCCAUACUGGAGUUUUGGUUGUUUACAAACCACACAGACAUUUGUGGGUGCUUUUUCCCCUUUAUUUUUGUGAUUGAAUAUGCGAUUCUGCAGUUGAGACUUUAAUGGCAUGACGUCAGACCCUUCCUUUGCAUGUGGAUAUGAACGCAGCCUAUAUAACUUGCUGACUGAAACAAACUUGGAUCGCUGGAACACAAGUAAUGGAAUUACAUCAAAGAUUUCAUGUACCUUUAUCUUACGGAAAGGGUUUCGUAAAGGCGACCAUAUUUGUUUACCGAACUUCUGUUCGUUUGUUUACCUUUGACUAAUCUUUCUUUGUAAUGGAAUCAAAUUGAUCAAGACAGAAGAAAUGCUUUAUGUACCUGGAAAGAAGGCAAAAAUCAAGACGGCACAGAUGACCUCUUGGUACUGUAAGAUGCAUAUUGAAUGCUUUAAAAUUGUUUCCCUUUUACCCAGUCAUCUUUUGGCUUGUGGAUUAUUGUGGAUGGACAUAUCUGUGAUGGGUGUUGAUGAGAAGAACAACAAAAGAGCAUAUGUGUGACCUCAGAUCUGUUUGAUAAUUCCUCGCGUUUUAUUGUUUUUUUUUUUGGUUUCCUCCCCUCCUUCUCUGUUGGGUGUCUUCAUAAAGAUAACAAAGGGACUAGCACUGCCCUGAUGCCCUCUAUGCACUUUUCCUUUGCUUAAAACUGUGAGGAACUUUCACUUGGGCUCGGAGAGAGCAGACGGAAUGCAAGAUGCCCGCUUUCUGUCAGCAGAUGGACGCUGGGAGAGAUUUCGACGCCCUUGCAUGAAACUAAUUUUCCUUCUGUUGGUUGUUUCUCGAUCUGCUUGAGAACAACACCACACAAGCUUUACCGUAAAUGGAUAAGGGAAGUUUCAGACACAUUAGGACUUAUGGAAAAAUCCUUGGAAUUUUCCCGUGGUGGAUUUUCACUGAACAAUGUUGGUAUAUAUGACUAUACAUACAGUCUCCAAACUUGGUUACAAUGUGGAGAUUCAGAACAGAUUCACUCAACAGUGUUCUCCGUUAUGUAAAAAGGAUUAAACUGCUUGGUCCAGGGUGCUAGCCAACGCAAAAUGUUUUAUUUUUUUUGUGGAUUGGAAUUAGUGGAUGACUGAAAAAUAUUUAUGGAAAAAAAAAAAAAAAGGACUGGAGGACAAUUUUUUUUUAUUUUUUCCUAUUGGAGAUGAACCAAUAAGCUCCAUCAGCUCUAUCGCCACCUGCUGACUUCAUGGCUGAACUUCACUUUUGUCUUGAAGUGGUUACUGUGCUACAAGACCGUCUGUUUGAUCUUUGCUGUUCCAGAUCUUCAGAUGAAGACGGAGACUCUCCAGUGUUUCAUGUUGCGUCUCCACCUCCCUCUUAAUUCUUGUCCUCAUCCUUCAGAGAAAGAUCCCAAGGUCAGGAAUUUCAAACAGCAUGUGAAAUGAUGAGUGCAUGACGAGGACUAAAAGCCCAGGAGGAGGUCUAGACCUGCAGUUUCAUUGCACCGUAUUCGGUCUACUCUGAGGAACAUGUUUCCUUGCUAGGAGGAGGGAGUGAACUGUGAAUGCUGGAAGAGUGAACUAUGAGAUCUCAAACCUGCACAGAAUAGUGCAGCCAGGGCCAAACACCACACGCACAUUAAUAACUGAAAUACACCUGCACACACACACACACACACAUACACACACACAGACAUGAUUUAACACAGUUCUACUACACUUCAUCUCUGGCUGCCAUGUAAAUAAUGUAUAUAACCCCUAAACCUUUUCCCCUUCUCUGUUUGGUUUCAGAUUUGUUUGAUUUUUUUUUUUUCUUCUCUUUUAUGACAUGCCUUAACAGUUCAGUUUUGCCUAUUAAGGCACACUUAAGAUGAGUAAAACAAAAAAAAGUGUUAAUAGUCAUCGAGACUAGCUCUAGUGACAUAAUAGCGUGUGAUUUUUAUUUAAGAAACCCUUAAAACAUUAUGAACCUGCGAAAUGAUUUAUAUAACAUUACAAAUGAUCCCCACAAAAGACGUGUAAUUAAUUCUUGUUAUGAGGAUACACCCUUAUGCUUUGCAUUUUCAAUACUCCAUGCAAAAAAGUUUCCAAGUCAGCAUUGUGUCAGAUGUUUUGAUUUUUGAGCUCAAAAUCAACGAAGGCUGUGUAGAAGUGCUUUUACUAACACAUGCUUGAGUGUCAGCUUCAACUGUUCCUGAGCUAAAGAUCUGUUGGUGGGGGUGCUGUCACUCUGGGAGUACGGUGUUGCCCUUUUAAGAUGAUUAAUUGUGUAAUGUUGCAGGUCAGAUGAAUGUCUUGACUGGUAUGCAAAAAUCCAUGUUUUAAAAUGUUAAUGAUGAUAGAAAUACAGAUUUCUCAUAUCUAUUGAUUCGGUGUGUGAAGCAACAAUACUGUAUAGACUGUCACAGAGCUGUGUGUUCAAGUGAUCAACUGCAUAAUUGGCUGAUUCUAAAUCAUAAGAUCUUAUACUAGUUAUCAUUGCUAUCACACACAUCUGAGGUGGAUGUCUAUUGAAAUGUCCAAAAAUGCAACAAUUCAAGAAAGGUCAUAAGAAUCCAUUUUGACAAUAAUGUUUGAAAAUUCAUUAUGUAAAUAGUUUUUUGGGGAUUUCUGGUUUGUUUGGAGAAAAACAAUAAAUACUUCAGAAAGAA
This is a messenger RNA of Carassius carassius (crucian carp), 8594 nucleotides long. Its product is annotated as GRB10-interacting GYF protein 1-like. The transcript has 26 exons. Lineage: Eukaryota; Metazoa; Chordata; Actinopteri; Cypriniformes; Cyprinidae. The coding region runs from base 814 to 3876 and encodes 1020 amino acids. The record is from RefSeq and is a predicted model, not a curated record. Gene Ontology annotation, biological process: insulin-like growth factor receptor signaling pathway. Gene Ontology annotation, molecular function: protein binding.